CAGCUCAAUACCAAUUCCUGAUAAUCACCUGAGCUGCAACCAUGGACGACGAUGAUGCCGAUUAUAUGCAAGGAAGCGACGAUGAGGACUACGACUUUGACUACUCAGACAACGACGAUGGAAACGAGUCGGGAAGUGCAGACGUCGAGAAUAUGUACUAUGUGGCGAAAUCAAAGAAGGAAGAUAACCCUGAACUUGCAUUGAAAGAGUUUAGAGCGAUAGUGGAUCAGGAGGAGGAAAAAGGCGAUUGGGGUUUCAAAGCUCUCAAACAGUCAACAAAACUUCUGUUCCUAACCCUACGCAGACCACACGACGCCCUCAAGACUUAUGAAGAACUCCUUACAUACACAAAGUCUGCUGUGACGCGAAACUACUCCGAGAAGACGAUCAAUGGUAUCCUUGACUAUGUUGGCGGUGGUAAAGGUGGUCCGAUAGAGGUUGAGAUCCUCGAAAAGUUCUAUCAAGCGACGAAGAAGGCUUUGGAGGAGGCCAAGAACGACCGACUAUCAGCAAAGACCAACCUCAAGCUGGCCAAACUAUGGUUGGAUCGGAAAGAGUACAGCCGGCUGUCCAAGUUGAUAAGGGACUUGCACGCAGCGACAGCAGCAUCCAGUGACGCUGAUGAUCAAUCGCAACGGGGAACCCAGCUUCUCGAAAUCUACGCUCUUGAAAUUCAAAUGUACAACGAGACCAAGAACUACAAGAAGCUGAAGGAAAUCUACAACGCCAGUAACAAUGUACGAUCCGCCAUCCCACAUCCAAGGAUCAUGGGUGUGAUCAAGGAAUGCGGUGGAAAGAUGUGGAUGGGUGAACGUCAAUGGAACCGAGCAAGCGAAGAUUUCUUCGAGUCUUUCCGCAACUACGAUGAAGCAGGCUCCCCACAGCGAAUCCAAGUCCUCAAAUACCUCGUCUUGGCCAACAUGCUCACGGGAAGCGAAGUCAAUCCUUUCGACAGUCAAGAGACCAAGCCGUACAAGAACGAUCCUCAGAUCAAGGCAAUGACAGACUUGGUCGAUGCUUACCAGCGGCGUGAAGUCCAUUCUGCGGAGAAGAUUCUCAAGGACAAUCGGUCAACUAUCAUGGAUGACCCGUUCAUCCGAUCGUACAUUGGCGAACUGCUCCGUAGCUUGCGAACGCAGUACCUCAUCGACCUCAUCAAGCCAUACACUCGAUUGGAACUUUCGUUCCUGGCCAAGCAAUUGGGUGUCGACAUCCAAGAGGUCGAAGAGCUCCUUAUCGGACUCAUAUUGGAAGGCAAAGUCGAGGGGAAGAUUGAUCAAGUAGGCAUGCGUCUCGAACUGGACAGACAUCAAAGCUUGGAGAAGAAACGGUACGCUGCCCUCACUAAGUGGACGGAAGCUCUCGAAGGCGUCCAUGGUGCAGUUGUCGGGAAAACCGCAGUGACGUCAAGAAGCGACCCGACAGGCAUGUUAGGCGGUGAAGGCUUCAGGGAGGAACGAUGGUAGUCCCGUGCCAUCAUCCCGUUGUCGUUGUCUUUCCUACACUCUCGUCUCCCACUCACUCACUGCAUCCAAUCACACGCAAGUUGUACUAUAGUCAUUCAAUGAAUUUUCCGAAACGA
Molecule: messenger RNA, 1582 nt
Organism: Coprinopsis cinerea okayama7#130
Lineage: Eukaryota; Fungi; Basidiomycota; Agaricomycetes; Agaricales; Psathyrellaceae
Product: MYC1
Exons: 10
Coding region: 42-1466 (474 amino acids)
Biological process (GO): protein deneddylation
Cellular component (GO): COP9 signalosome
Source: RefSeq, a predicted model, not a curated record